This is a messenger RNA of Aspergillus nomiae NRRL 13137, 2857 nucleotides long. RefSeq lists its product as uncharacterized. The transcript has 4 exons. NCBI's taxonomy places the organism in Eukaryota, Fungi, Ascomycota, Eurotiomycetes, Eurotiales, Aspergillaceae. Bases 41 to 2572 code for a protein of 843 amino acids. The record is from RefSeq and is a predicted model, not a curated record.
AUGCAGUUGAUGGUAUGGUAAUGUUUUAUAUUCUACUUUCAUGGCGCCCACGGGUUCUCGCAAGAGAGUAAAGUCCAUUCCGUCAGUUGCGGAUUCACAAGCGUCGAAUGAUGGGACGACAUUACCGUCGAAAGACAGAGGACGCUCGGGCUCACUGAAACAAGGCGGUAGUGGAAAUUGGUACCCAGGAGCCUGGCCCGUUUCCAAAUCAUCUAAAGCGGCCCCAGUUACCGAGGUUGCCCGUGAGAGCAUCUCGGUUGCCCAAAACGUAGCUUCAAGCCUUACUUCCUCGCCAGUGUCGCAGCUUGCUUCUCCUAAACACCCUCGAAAUCCUUCUCUACAACUUACUAGAAAAGUUGGCGCUUCGACUCGCUCCCUUCCUGCCAACGCCACCACCACCCGAAUCAAUAUCGCAUCCGAUGGCACUGCGUCUUCACCAGCAAUAGAAGCCCAGCCUAACUCUACUGCCUCAGCAACCGAGUCAAUAAAUAAGGAAUCGUCAAAUGACGAAGGCGCCGGCACGGGAGGAAACAUUGGUAACGACCAAUCGAAUGUUGAGACUGAGACAAAUGCAGGGUCUGGGGAGGUAGAAACGAGUCAGGAACAAACGCUGUCGCAACCAAGUGGGUGGUUUUCAUGGGUCUGGCCCCCCUCCAGGAUUGAAAACCCUCCAGAUAGCUUCCCGGAAGAUUCAACCCCGGCCCCAGUGGACCAAGCUGCAGAAAAUCAGACCUCAAAAGAGGAGGACGCUGCACCUGCCAAUCAAGGUCAAGCAGAGGAAACAAAGCCUCCUGAAACAGCAGAGAUUGACGACACAGCACAAAAGCGAUCCUGGCUCCAGAUGUGGUACGGCUCAUCAUCUUCGAAGGGUUUAGAAGAACCCCACCGCGAGAACCCGCCAGCAGCAGAUGGACCAACACCCCCUGCUGAUACACCACCUACAUCAAAUGAAAAUGUAAACGAGCCUAUUGCAGACAUUCCAGCAGAUGCACCUGCUAAAAGUGCUAAACCGUCAGGCUGGUCUUUCUGGUUCAGAGAGACUUCACAAGACGCUUCGCCGGUGAAGUCCCUGGAAGUCCAGUCCGUUGAAGCCUCUACUGCCCAGGAUUCCAUAAUAAAGAAACCCAACGAUGAUCCCGAAUCCGAGCCGGAACAAAAGGUAGAGCUCUCAAAGAAGGGAACUCUUAAGAUAAAAUCUCCCAAGAGCAGUUCUAUCCUCCCUGAACAGGCUGUUUCUGGGCCAGAUUCCAACUCCACUGCUUCUGCAGUAAACACGUCCGAAGCAACAGCUUCAAAGCAUCUACAGAAGAUUUUACCUAACCAGGUCCUCCCACGUUUCAGAGACACUUUCGCUUUGCAAGAGAAGCCUAGUCUGUUACAGUCAAUAGGGCGAUUCUUGCACUACAGCAAGGAGCCAGACAAUAGACAUGUUUACAUGAUUAAGGACCCACCGCCCAUCAAAAGAGCAUUGGCUAUAGGAAUACACGGGUACUUCCCCGCCCCGUUAAUUCGGACAGUCCUUGGUCAGCCGACUGGUACAUCUAUCAGAUUUUCGAACAUGGCGGCAGAUGCUCUUAAAAACUGGGCAGACGAUCAUGCAUAUACAUGCGAUAUUGAAAAGAUAGCGUUAGAAGGCGAAGGUCGCAUUGCUGAACGAGUUGAUUUAUUGUGGAAACUACUACUCAAUUGGAUGGAAAAGAUAAGGCAGGCAGACUUCCUACUGAUUGCAUGCCAUAGUCAAGGUGUUCCUGUUGCAAUAAUGUUGGUUGCGAAGUUAAUAUCCUUUGGAUGCCUUAACGCUGCGCGGGUCGGUAUAUGUGCCAUGGCCGGUGUGAACAUGGGGCCUUUCUCCGACUAUCGAUCACGAUGGAUUAGUGGCUCUGCUGGUGAGCUUUUUGAAUUCGCAUUGCCUCACAGUCAAGUUUCAAAGGAUUAUGAGGCAGCGCUUAGAGCCUGUCUCGAUUUCGGUGUACGGAUUUCUUAUAUCGGAAGUAUCGAUGACCAACUCGUUUCUCUAGAGUCAUCGCUAUUUUCGCCGAUGGCUCAUCCGUAUAUCUACCGAGCAGUAUUUGUCGACGGUAGAGUACAUGCUCCAAGUUUGUAUGUUAUUCCUGCUUCAAGUGAUAACCUUGUUUUUGGAGCCGCCGCUGAUAUGUCUCGCAGCUUAUCACAUUUGGUCGGGUUUGCUCUUAAGCUUCGAAAUCUUGGGCUCCCAGAUCAUGGCCUCAUCCGCGAAUUGAGUUCGCCUUUAGCAGGUAGUCUGUAUAGUGGCGAUGGCCACUCACGUCUCUAUGAUGAUGAGGCUGUGUAUCGGUUGGCCAUUGAAUUCGCUCUGGAAACGUCGAAUGUCCAAGAUGCAACGCUUAGCGUCAAGCGAAGCCCCCCGGCUUCAUCAGUGAACCCUUACAUCCUCCCGUUCGCCAUGCGCGGCCUCCUUGAAGAAGAGUACGUCCGACGCGAGCUUUACGAAGAAACAAUGGAACUGCUACGACAGUUUGACGACUGGAAACCGACCAGCAAGGUUCUGAAGGAUGUAAAGUUCCGACUGGAAGGAAUCCGCUCAAAGCUCUAGCCGCAGUUCCGUACUUGACACAUACUCUCUCCAUCAACCCUUUCCACUGACAUCUACUAAAUCCUGCUCCCAGCCCGGUGUGGUUUGCUAUUGCCCACCUUAGGCAGCCCUAUUCUUUGUACACUUCUGUACACUUCUCUGGGUGGAGAGUUUCAAGGGAAAAAAAGAUAGAGCUCAUUCCUAUGUUAUGGUGGAUCUUAAAUAGAAUACUUUGCUUCUGCUGCACAGAUAUUGAUUACAAUGUUGGGGACAUAAUAGACGCGAAACUUUUAACCUUUCUAUGAA